Mesitornis unicolor (brown roatelo) is the source of this 1568-nucleotide messenger RNA. RefSeq names its product transmembrane protein 248 (gene TMEM248). The record is from RefSeq and is a predicted model, not a curated record. Bases 12 to 956 code for a protein of 314 amino acids. Lineage: Eukaryota; Metazoa; Chordata; Aves; Mesitornithiformes; Mesitornithidae. The transcript has 6 exons.
CAAUCAGAAUAAUGUUCAACAUAAACCUGUUGGAGAACCUGAAGGUUUACAUCAGCAGUCGACCUCCGCUUGUGGUCUUUAUGAUCAGCGUGAGUGCUAUGGCAAUAGCUUUUCUGACACUGGGUUAUUUCUUCAAAAUCAAGGAGAUCAAGUCGCCAGAAAUGACCGAGGACUGGAACACUUUUCUUCUGAGGUUUAAUGAUUUGGACUUCUGUAUAUCUGAGAAUGAAACCUUGAAGCAUCUCAUCAACGAUACCACGACUCCAGAAAGCACCGUGACGAGCGGACAGGCGAGGUCUUCCACGCAGUCCCCACAAACCCUGGAGGACUCGGGUCCCAUAAACAUCUCUGUUACGAUCACGUUGACGCUGGACCCGCUCCGGCCGUUUGGCGGAUAUUCUCGCAACGUCACGCAUCUGAGUUCCACAAUUUUUGGACACCAAAUUGGACUCUCAGGCAGAGAAUCCCACGAGGAGAUCAAUAUCACCUUCACCCUGCCGGCCGCCUGGAAUUCAGACGACUGCGUCCUUCAUGGCCACUGCGAGCAGGUGGUGUUCACAACCUGCAUGACAGUGACAGCAGCCAGCAGCGUAUUUCCUGUCACAGUUCAGCCACCACAUUGUGUUCCUGAGACAUACAGCAAUGCUACGCUGUGGUACAAGAUCUUCACCACAGCGAGGGACUCCAAUACAAAAUACGCACAGGAUUACAACCCCUUCUGGUGUUACAAAGGAGCAAUCGGAAAAGUCUAUCAUGCUUUAAAUCCCAAACUCACUGUUAUAGUUCCAGAUGAUGAUCGCUCUCUAAUAAACCUGCAUCUCAUGCACACCAGUUACUUCCUUUUUGUGAUGGUGAUUACAAUGUUCUGCUAUGCAGUUAUUAAAGGCAGACCGAGCAAGCUGCGGCAAAGCAAUACAGAAUUCUGCUCUGAAAAGGCUGCUUUGUCGGAAGCAUAAUCCAUCCUCUCCUUCUACUGAGAAUGACUGAGAACCGAAAUCAUUGCCUGCUGAGCCCAGAACGGGUCUUGACACUCUGUGAAUACAUUACCCUGCAAUGUUGGUUUAUUCCAACCAAAGACAUUUCAAGUGCCUGUAAUUGAUUUGUACAUAUUUAUAGAAGUAUAUUCAGAAUAGGUCAGAUGAUGAUGCACUUGUUCCGCAUUGUAGUGCGGCCGGAAACUUUCAGUCUUUACCUGUGGACAUAGCCGAAUGUUUGUGUAGAUAUGUUUAGUGAUAUGGCUACAUAUAGUCAGAGCAAGAUAUUUUUGUCUAGCUGCAUCUGGGCAGGUUAAGAUGCCUUUGCAAGUGUCUCAAACGAACCAACAGAUCUUCGGUUGUUUUUUUUUGCCCAAUGAUAUGUACAGUGUGUUUGAAACAGUAUGCACCUUUGAUAUAAUACUGCAUUUCCAAAGCCACCCAUGUACUACAUGAAUUAAAUGUGUAUUUGUGUGGCCUAAUACUUUCUUCCAUUUGCUCCUUGCUUGCAAGAAAAGAUAUCAACAUUUUAGAUUUUUUUUUUUGGAAAAAAAAAAUACAUAUUCACAUUUUAAUAGUGCUGUAUUUAGGACA